Messenger RNA from Soboliphyme baturini, 495 nucleotides. The record is from the annotation of a GenBank genome assembly. Lineage: Eukaryota; Metazoa; Nematoda; Enoplea; Dioctophymatida; Soboliphymatidae.
AUGUACAAAGAAUUUGGUAUAACGGUAGUUGACCAUUAUGAUCCCUUCGAGGCUGCGGCAAAGGCGGUAAAGGACCAAUUUUAUGUCAGGUUGCGUUUCAGGCUGUAUCAGUGUCGAAUCCAUGAUAUCUUGAUCGUUCUCGAUGAUUUCAAUGCGACGAGGGAAAAGAAUGAGCUGCCUCGAUAUCUGGGAUCACACGGCAUAGGCGAGCGGCACAUCGUUUCCUCAAAAAUCAACGUGUUGGCACAAUUCUGUAAUAGUGCAAUCCACGCUAAGACUGGAAACCUGAAAGGCAGCUGCUACGACAACUACGAAGCAUUAGCCGAGGUGGUGGCAUCGAAGAGAGUGAAACGAAGGACCUCAGAAGAGAUGAAGAGUUUGCUAGAGAAGGGAAGUAGGAUGAAGAGAGAUAAAACCGACACGUUGGAGUGCAUUCUUCUACGCAAACUCAUUCGAAGGAAGCUGAAGGAGGACUUCGAAACCUUCCAGUUCUGA